Messenger RNA from Phanerochaete carnosa HHB-10118-sp, 1924 nucleotides. RefSeq lists its product as uncharacterized. Bases 8 to 1840 code for a protein of 610 amino acids. The transcript has 6 exons. Gene Ontology annotation, biological process: polyamine biosynthetic process. Gene Ontology annotation, molecular function: thermospermine synthase activity. The record is from RefSeq and is a predicted model, not a curated record. NCBI's taxonomy places the organism in Eukaryota, Fungi, Basidiomycota, Agaricomycetes, Polyporales, Phanerochaetaceae.
CCUGGCCAUGUCACAGCCAGCCGCACGCGGCCCCUUCGUGUCCGCAGCAAGCAACGCUCUUUCCCUCGUCGUCCUGCUUGGCUUGUCGAUCGCGACGUAUGGCUACGAACGCAGCCUGCAGCCGUUGUACGGCUCCGCGCCGACCCACCUCCACCUGAACAAGGUCGUGUGGCUUGCGUGCAUUGCGGGCAUGUUCACACCGACGCUCUCGCUCUCGAACGCGCUGCUCGCUGUCGGCGCGCUGCUCUGCGCGAUGCCGCAGACCGCGUACUGGGCGGCCGCGCACACCGGCAGGUGGCACGACCCUGUGUGGGGUCCCGUGGCGACACAUGCGUGCGUGAUUGGGCCGGUGUUGUAUUGGGGAAUUGCGAUAGUCAAGGAACUGCAGAAAAGCACGGAGCUGCAGGGCUCGCCUUUCCAGGCGAUGAGCUUGCCUGUAUGCAGAAUGGCCAUCAUGACUUUGCAAGACCUCUGGCCGACGUUCGAGUUCCUCUGCAACACAUCCGAGAGAGAUCUGCUUGUAUAUAUUGGCUGUGCCGCGCUCGUAUCCUGGGCAGCUCUGCCGUUUGUCCCGUCUUUCGACACUAUCACAGUCCCUGGCAGGCCUGCGGUCAAGGCCAGGUCGAAUUUCACAAGUAGCAACCUCAUGCGGCUCGCUGUUUUGCCUCUCGUGCCAUUCAUCUUCAACAAUCUCCAGCCUCCCACUCUGCCGAAACCCCUGCCAGAGCCCUUCAUUCACCCCGAAACAUCACUUCGGAUCCUGUCCUCCGUCGGCUCUCCCUAUUCCGGAGUCGUAGUAGUUGGGGAGGUUCCGCCGCCGACGCCCGCCAUGAUCAAGGCCGGCAAUGUCACUGAGCCGCAUUCGAUAAGGUACAUGCGUGCUGGACACUCGCUGCUAGGCGGUGUGUGGCUAGGUGAGCGCGUCUUCAGCUUAGAUCGCCGCACCCCCCUUGGACAUGACAAGCAUUCGACCCCGAUCGGCGACUCGAUCUAUUCGGCCUUUGUCGCUCAAGAGGCUGCUCUGUUGGUUGAGCGACCCGGUGCUGGUGAGAAGCAGAGUGCAUUAAUGAUUGGACUUGGUACUGGGAUCGCGGCGUCGUCCUUUAUCAAGCGUGGCGUCUCCACGACGAUCGUCGAGGUCGACCAAGCAGUGUAUGAUGCGGCCACCGAGUACUUCGGAUUGGAGGUUGCAGAGCCGGAUAAGGUGUAUAUCAGCGACGGCAGAGGCUUCGUCAUCCAAAGGACCGAGAACACGACGUCGGCGGAUGAUGGCUCGAAGGCGGAGUACGACCCAUUCGACUUUGUCAUACAUGAUCUGUUUUCCGGAGGCGGUGUGCCUAGUCAUUUGUUCACACUCAGGUUCUGGCAGGACCUCACGAAGAUCAUCAAGCCUGAUGCGGUUGUAACUGUUAACUUCGCCGGAAGCUUGCAGUCCGACUCGGCGAAGGCCGUCUACUUGACAUUGAAGGAAAAUUUCCCACAAUGCCGGGUUUUCCAUGAUUCGGUCGAACCCAUGUCUCAAGAGAAGUUGAAAACAGAAUUCGUAAACUGGAUAUUCUUCUGCAGCCCUUCACCAGAACCUUUGAUCUUCCGCCCUGCAGUCGAGGCCGACUUCCUCCGCUCCUUUUUGCGCUCCCGCAUACUUUCCACGAUUUCCGAGCGCGAAGUCAGCGGAGAUUUGAUUGUGGGGGGACUGGACCUCGCCGACAAGGACGUCAAAGAGAAGUAUAUUCUGACAGACGAGAAGAGCUCCCUGACUGACUGGCAGGACGUCGAGGCGCUGCGCCAUUGGAGAUUGAUGCGGGAUGUGUUGUCAGAUGUCUAUUGGGAAACAUAUUGAGUUAUGUUCUUUCAUUCAUCUAUGCUAUACAAUGUAUUCCUAGUUACUAUUUCGGAGUUUAUCGGAUGUCUGGCGGACGUGUCA